UUUCACUCCACAACAGACCAAAACUGAAAAGCUAACGGUGUUAAUUUCUUCUUCUUUACCCUCUCCCUGUAUCGCUCUCCUUCAUCGCCGCUUGCUCCCAUCAUUUCAAAAGCCAAGGAAGGGAUCAGAGGGCGUGUGGAUCGAUCUUCCUCUUCUGCUCCGCUUUUGAAAUACAGGACUUCCUCCCAUGUCGUCGUUCAUUGGGACGCAGGAUAAGUGCAAGACGUGCGGGAAGACGGUUCAUUUUAUCGACCUGCUCAUGGCUGACAGUGUAGCUUAUCAUAAAAGCUGCUUCAAAUGCACCCAUUGCAGCGGCACUCUCGCUAUGUAUAACUACUCAUCCAUGGACGGUGUGCUGUACUGCAAGCCCCAUUUUGAGCAGCUCUUCAAGGAAACUGGCUCCUUCUCCAAGAAAUUUCAUAGCCCAAGCAAAUCAGCAGAGAAACUUGAAUUGAGCAGAGCAGCAAGCAAGGUAUCACAGAUGUUCUCAGGAACACAAGACAAAUGUGCUGUAUGCAAGAAGACAGCUUAUCCUCUAGAGAAGUUGAAUGUGGAGGGAGAAUCAUACCACAAGACCUGCUUCAAGUGCUCCCAUGGCGGCUGCACUCUCACACCAUCGAGCUACGCAGCGUUGGACGGCAUUCUUUACUGCAAACACCAUUUUUCUCAGUUGUUUAUGGAGAAAGGAAGCUAUAACCAUCUCAUAAAAACUGCUUCAAUGAAGAAGAAGGAGGAGGUGGAGGCCAACCCAGAACAGGAACCACCUCAACACCCCCAACACACACAAGAUCAAUAAUAUAUA
Molecule: messenger RNA, 802 nt
Organism: Phalaenopsis equestris
Lineage: Eukaryota; Viridiplantae; Streptophyta; Magnoliopsida; Asparagales; Orchidaceae
Product: LIM domain-containing protein WLIM2b-like
Exons: 6
Coding region: 188-796 (202 amino acids)
Biological process (GO): actin filament bundle assembly
Cellular component (GO): plasma membrane; actin cytoskeleton
Molecular function (GO): actin filament binding
Source: RefSeq, a predicted model, not a curated record